Messenger RNA from Daldinia loculata, 1445 nucleotides. RefSeq lists its product as uncharacterized. The coding region runs from base 152 to 1048 and encodes 298 amino acids. The transcript is spliced from 4 exons. Lineage: Eukaryota; Fungi; Ascomycota; Sordariomycetes; Xylariales; Hypoxylaceae. The record is from RefSeq and is a predicted model, not a curated record.
AUUGCAGCUAAGUAGAUCUUUUUAUGGUUCACACCUCUAAUACAUAACAGGUUGAGCAGAGUUUCUGAAAUUUCAUUUAAGAGGCUCACUGUAUUAUCCCAUAAUACUAUCUCAAUCUAGUAUUCACUUUACUGAAUUUUAAUUCUUCAAAAUGGAAGCUAGCGAUCCGGCUCCCUGGAAGAAGCUUGACCCGGAGAAGCUUCGUCGCGAAGCCGAAUCCAAAGAGGCCAAGCUUAAGAGACAACAAGAGCAGCGAAUCGCAAGAUCCGAAGCCCGCAAAGAAAAGCGCCAUGCCAAAUCCGAAGCUAAGCAAGCGCGAAAGGCAAACGUCGGCCGCGCUGCUAAGUGGAAUACUGAACGCAAAGCAGCCGACAAGUUGAAGAAAUUGGCCAACCGACCACACAAGCAAGAGAAGCGACGCAAGCGACUACGCCUACGCGCUCAGAAAUUGGAGGCGCAAGCUAUCAAGCUGAUGGCCGAGGCGCAGAAAGCUAAGGCCCGUGCUGAUCUUCUAGACGAGCAGCGCGAGAAAGAGGAUGCCGAGAAGAACAAGGUGUCUCGUGAGGUUGAGAAGAUGGCAGCCGACUCCGAGGAUGAGAACUAUAUUCCUCUGGGUGACCGCAAGCCCAAGCGUACUAAAACAGAGGAAGUAGAUAGUGAAGACAGCGACGACAGUGAAGACAGCGACGACAGUGACGACAGUGACGACAGUGAAGACAGUGAAGAUGAUGCGCCCCCCAAGAAGGAAAAGAAGCACAAGAAGAAGGACAAGAAGAAGGCCGAGAAGAAGGACGAGAAGAAGGCCGAGAAGCGUAAGCGCAAGGCUGAAGAAGAUGACGAGCGUGACUCUAGCGACUCAUCCGAUGCUGAUGUUGCGGGUGGUGUGGAGCUACCUAAGGAGGAAAAGAAGAAGAAGAAGAGAAAGUUAGAGAAGGCCGCCGAGGAGGCUAGUGCUCAAGAGGAAGUUGAGGCGCGAAAGGAAAAGAAGGACAAGAAGAAGAAGAGAAAGGAGAAGGAACAGGCCGAGGAUGGAACGCCCAAGCACUAGGUGGCGAUGACAAGAGGAAGGAGAAAUUCCUCCGCCUUCUCGGUGCCAAGAAAUCCAACGGUACGACAGACGCAGGGAGUCAUAACGCACCCUCCACGUCAAAGGCGUAUAUCGACCGAGUCCAACACGACCUAGAGCGACAGUACGAUAUGGGGAUGAGGAUGAAAAAUGAAGGCCAGGGACAGAAGAGGGGUCUUGGAGCGUGAUCCAUCGUAGUUACCUAUGUAUUCAUACGAAAUGGCGUUUUGAAAGGUCAAGGUUUAUACCAUCUGAUUCGAGCUGCUUUCUUGAUGUCAAUUAUCAUAUCAGUUGAGAUAUUGGCAAUGCUAGUUCUAUGCAUUUGAACACAUCUCAGCAUGUGUACCUAUUAAACAGGACUUCAUUACGCGUGAUCAUU